AUGACUGAACUAAAGCAAGAGACAAUCAUUAGUGAUCUUGAGUUUGAGGAAUAUAAAUCCAAGUAUUACAAGCAGCUAAGAGAACAUAAGGUCAAAGUGUUGUCUUCAGAAAAUACUUUUAAAUGUCCUCAUUGUUUUGAGAGUAAAGAAUACUCUUACAAGGACCUCUGUAGACAUGCAUGUAUAAUCGCAAGAGAAUCAAGAAGUGCUGAUUUGAAAGAAAAGGCCAAACAUAUGGCACUAGAGGAGUAUUUGGAGAGGUAUUUUGAUUCUAAAUUUAAGGAUUCAGAGUCAAGUAGUAAAAGCAAUGAUUUAGAGGAGAAUAGUGACAAAAUUAUGAGGGGCAAUAGUAAGGAAGAGUUGGUUGUUUGGCCUUGGAUGGCUGUGGUAGCCAACAUACCAGUUGAAUACGAGGAUGAUAGUUAUUUAUAUGAUGGUUUUUUGGGUGAUAUGGCUAAAAAUCUAAAGGAUGAGUGGAUAAAACAAGGCUACAAACCUCUAAAAGUCUAUCCUUUGUGGAGCUGGUUUGGUUACUCAGGAUUUGCUUUGGUGAAGUUUGGAAAAGAAUUGGAAGAUUUUAAUAAUGCAAUGAGGUUUGUGAAUGAUUUUGAGGUGAAGAAACAUGGGAGGAAAGAUUGGAAUGAUAGCAACAAGUGUAAAGAUGAUAAGCUCUAUGCUUGGAUUGCAAGGGAUGAAGAUUAUUUCUCAAAUGAUCAUGUUGGUGAUUUUCUUAGAAAGAAUUGGGCUUUGAAGACUCUUUCUGAAAUCGAAAAAGAAAUUGAAAUAAAAAGCCCAAAACUUGUUAUGGAGUUGGAAAGUCUCCUAGAUGACAUGAGCAAAAAAAGUAGAGAAAUUCAGUGUCAAGUAAGCAUGGCAAAUUCUCAUAUAGCUUCUGUGAUGAAACAAAACGAUAUGCUUAUUGAGAACUAUAAUAAAGAUCUCAAAAAAAUGAAAGAGAGAGCCAACAAGAUGAUUGAGCAUCUACAAAUGAAAUUGCAACAUGAAGAUGGUGAAAAGAAAAUGAAUAAAUUGGCAAUGUUGGAGCAGAAGAAAGCAUAUGAUAGAUUGUGGAAGUUGGCAUCUGAUGAGAAGAGAGAUAAUGAGAAGCUUCAGAACAAAAUCAUGGAGCUUGAGAUUAAGAUUGAUGAUGAUAAGGAAGUAGAGAUGAAGCAAAUGGAAGUGAUGAAGAAUUUGAGUGAUGAGAAUAUGGAAUUAAAAAAGAAAAUUGAGUGGAUUGAAAAAGAUGUGAAGGAAAAAGAAAAGGAAAUAGAGGAGUUGAAAGGGCUAAAUCAAGCCUUAUUAGUAAAGGAAAAAUUGAUCAAUGAUGAAUUGGAGGAUGCUUGUAAAGUGUUCAUUUCUGGUAUGAGAGAAAUUUUUGAUCCUCCUGCACAGAAGAAAGAACAGAAAUGCAACCUUAAAAGAGGCUGUUGA
This is a messenger RNA of Lactuca sativa (garden lettuce), 1431 nucleotides long. NCBI's taxonomy places the organism in Eukaryota, Viridiplantae, Streptophyta, Magnoliopsida, Asterales, Asteraceae. The record is from RefSeq and is a predicted model, not a curated record.